CCGCGGGCCGCGCCGGGCCGCGCGCGCCGUGCAGAGCGUGGCAUUGCGGCGGAGGCAGUGCAGUGCAGAUAGAGCCGACGCCCGCGCCGCACCCGUCCAGCAAGUGCCAUGGCCCAGGUCCGCGACGUCAUCCUGAUCGCGGCCGCGGCGCUGCUUGCCCUGGCCGCACCCUCGGAUCAGCAGUCGGUAUUUACCGGCCACCCACCCGAGCCGCCCCCCGCCGCAACCACUGCUGCUGCCCCUGCCGCUGUUUGUCGGGUGUGCCACUGCACUGCGACUGCACUGGACUGCGCUGCCGUCGACCUCGCGCGCCUGUCGGCUCUCGGCUGGACGGAGUCUUGGGGGCUGAGGGAGGCCCUGCUUGACGGGACCGAGGACGGCAGCGGGUCGCCGCCGCCGCCGCCCGCCCUCUUGGCUGCACUGCCACCCAUGCCGGGGCUGGAGUCAGUGAGCCUCCGGUACAGGGGCCUGGGUGGCAUCGCCUCCAAGGCAUUCGCCGGCCUGCCGGACCUCAAGAUGCUCAGCCUCGCGCACAACCGGCUCACGGCUGACGCGGUGCGCGCCGACGCCCUUAGGGGCGCGUGGAACGCGGACAGCUACGAGCCGCUUGGCGUGGAGGAGCUCGACCUCAGCCACAACCAGCUGCACUCGCUGCCUCUGCGCGCCCUGGAGCACCUGCCGCGCCUCAGGACGCUGCGCCUGGACCACAACCCCCUGCGCGUCCUGGACCGCAGCACGCAGGCUGCGCUCGCCAAGGCCACCGCCCUCAAGGAGCUGAGCCUGUCCGGUUGCGGCCUCACCGGGCUGCCGGGGGACUUGUCGUCCACGCUGCCGCGCGGCCUCGUCCACCUGGACCUGUCCGCCAACGCGCUAACAGUCGUGCCCGGUGGCCUGCCGGCCUCGCUACGGCGCCUGGUGCUCGACGCCAACCCUAUCCGGACGCUGCCCGCGGGCGACACCCUCAUCGCGCCCUUCGCGCACCUCGUCAACCUGGAGGAGCUGUCCGUCUCCUACAUGCCCAUCCUGGAGGACGUCUCGGCGGGCGCCUUCCGCGGCCUGCCGCAGCUGCGCGUGCUGAGCUGCUCGCACAACCCCGUCCUUCGCAGGGUGGACGCCGCCGCCCUCAGCCACCUUGGCCCCAGCUGGAAGCUCAGAGAGGUGAGCUUGCGCAACAACAGUCUGAGCUGGCUGCCGCCGCGGCUGCUCGCGUGGAGCGGCCUCACCUUCCUGGACCUGGCCGACAACCCCUGGGACUGCUCGUGCAACUUCUCGCUGUGGGCGAGCGCCGUGCUGCGCCCUGUCAACCUCAACGAGCGCGACCAGGUGCGGUGCUCGAGCCCCGAGGCGCUCGUCGGCAGCCCGGUCCUCAACCUGACGGCGGCCGCCUGCUUCCCGGAGGCCGCCUACGCCCGGCGGCCGUCGCUGUUCGCCAACGCCCUGCUGCUCCUGCUGACCGUCACCCUCGUGGCCUCGCUCGUGCUGCUGGCGCGCCGCGUCCUGCCCGGGCACGCGUUCGCCGGGCCGCUCGCGCCGCUCGUGGGUCGCGCCGCCCGUCAGCUGCCGCGCGCGGGCAGCGUGGACAGCCUCAAGCACCCGCUGUACAUGGUGGCGCCCAGCGAGGACGAGCCGCCGGCGCCCCCGGAGCGGAGGGGCGACCUGUGAGCCGCAGCGUCGGAGACCGCGUGGACCACCAUUCCGUGGCCACGUAUGCCAAGCAAAACCAGAAAGACGCCUUUACCAAAGAACGAAAUUAGCCGCGUUAGUCGAGAGUAGGACUAUUGCCAAAAAUGAAACCAACCAAAUCAACGGCCCCAACGUUUAUUUUAAAAGAAAAACAUAUAUAUUUUCACGUGAUAUAAUAUAAUUUAUCGUCUAGCUUGUACAAAUAAUUAAUUAGUGAUACGUAAUAAUAAACCUCAUAGUCAACUGCUGACUGAUCUCAAUAA
Frankliniella occidentalis (western flower thrips) is the source of this 1946-nucleotide messenger RNA. RefSeq names its product chondroadherin-like protein. Bases 109 to 1662 code for a protein of 517 amino acids. Gene Ontology annotation, molecular function: protein binding. NCBI's taxonomy places the organism in Eukaryota, Metazoa, Arthropoda, Insecta, Thysanoptera, Thripidae. The transcript has 5 exons. The record is from RefSeq and is a predicted model, not a curated record.